CGAAACAAUUAAUUCGUAGCAUCAAAUGUGACUCAGGCUCACACCAGCUUCAUAUAGCAUACAAGAACCUCGAAUUUUCACACUUCCUACUACCCGGACGCAACGCAUGAAAACUAAACAGCACUACUUCCCACGUUGAGCAUGGCAUCCUCAACAACGAGCCCCCCGUCGGGGGAUCUCGCCUCCCGCAUUCUUCAGUCCCUCGACCAGACCUCGCCGCUCCUCUCGUCUGAAGCCUUUCCGGAUGCGAGCUUCGUCGAAGUAAAGGCUGCUCUAGACCGAUUGGCCUCUCGUGAUAUGGUGACCUACGAUACGAUAGAACGAGAAGAAGCUAUAUUAGAGCCUGAGGGCGAGCAGAUUGCUGCCAAUGGCAGUCACGAAGCCCGCGUAUUCGAUGCCUUGCGCUCUGCCAUCGACGGCCUAACCGUGCAGGACCUAGAGAAGGUCAUCGGUGACAAGAGUGUUGUUAAGAUUGGCCAGGGCAAGGCGUUCAAGGAGAAGUGGAUAUCGAAGACGAAGGAUGGCAAGUUCAAGGCCGUGCAAGAAUCCAUACAAGAUGUUACCAAGGAGCAAAUGUUAACCAUUAAGGCGACACGAACAUAUCCUGACGCUAAACUACUUGCCGAUUUGAAGAAGCGAAAACUUAUCAAGAUGCAAAAGAUUAUCAGCUUCAAAAUUCAUAAGGGUACCAAGUUCGCUCUCAAGAUCCCUGAAGAGGCAACAGACUUAACUGCCGACAUGAUAAGUACGGGGUCGUGGAAGACUGCUACAUUCAAGCCAUACAACUUCAAGGCUUCAGGAGCAGACCAACGGUCGGGUGCAUUGCAUCCACUCAGCAAAGUUCGCGCCGAGUUCAGGCAGAUUUUCUUUGAGAUGGGGUUCGAGGAGAUGCCCACCGAUAAGUUUGUCGAGUCUGGUUUCUGGAACUUCGACGCCCUUUAUGUGCCACAGCAACACCCAGCCCGUGACUUACAAGACACCUUCUAUAUUUCCGACCCUGCCGCAGCUGAUAAGCCUCGAGAAACAUCGCCUGAUGACAAGAAAGACUACAACGCUUACUGGGAGAAUGUGAAGGCGGUUCACCAAGAUGGCAAAUAUGGUUCAAUCGGCUACCGAUACCCCUGGUCGGGGGACGAGUCACUACGAUUGGUGCUACGUACUCACACGACAGCUAUCAGCGCAAAUAUGCUUCAUAAACUAGCAGCCAGAAAAGGCCCUGACGGUCGCCCACCUCCAGCACGCUAUUUCUCCAUCGAUAGAGUGUUCCGAAAUGAGAGUGUUGAUGCAACACAUCUUGCAGAGUUCCAUCAGGUCGAGGGUGUCAUCGCUGACGCAAACUUGACUCUUGGUGGCCUCAUGGAGUUCAUGGACAUCUUCUUUGGCAAGAUGGGUAUCACUGAUCUCAAGUAUAAGCCGGCCUACAACCCUUACACCGAACCUAGCAUGGAAAUUUUCUCUUAUCACAAGGGCCUAGGCAAGCUUAUUGAAAUAGGUAACAGCGGGAUGUUCCGGCCCGAAAUGCUCGAAGCUAUGGGAUUCCCCCCGGAUACACGCGUUUACGGCUGGGGUCUGUCUUUGGAAAGGCCUACGAUGAUCAAAUAUGGAAUCUCAAAUAUUCGCGAGCUACUAGGCCACAAGGUAGAUUUGAAGUUUGUCCAAAGUAGUCCCGCCGUACGCUUGGAUAAAGAUUAGAAAAAAGGUUGUGGUUUUUUAUGUACUAAACUAGAAGAAGUGGUUAAGCAUAAAAUAAACUAAACUUAUUCUAUCAAUGUACUGGAGGCAACCCCGAAAGUUUUCAAAAACGUGGUCUGAGGCACGGACGUUGAUUUUAAGCCCUCAUGGCAAAAGUCAAAAGACGUGGUGGACACUCCUUAAUAAUAUUACUGAAAUAACCAAGUUUAAGUUUACUUGAUUUUUUUUCUCUAUAAAUACACGUUAUAUAUUUUUUACAU
Molecule: messenger RNA, 1952 nt
Organism: Daldinia loculata
Lineage: Eukaryota; Fungi; Ascomycota; Sordariomycetes; Xylariales; Hypoxylaceae
Product: tRNA synthetases class II core domain (F)-domain-containing protein
Exons: 9
Coding region: 142-1692 (516 amino acids)
Biological process (GO): phenylalanyl-tRNA aminoacylation
Cellular component (GO): phenylalanine-tRNA ligase complex; cytoplasm; cytosol
Molecular function (GO): ATP binding; phenylalanine-tRNA ligase activity; tRNA binding
Source: RefSeq, a predicted model, not a curated record